Cottoperca gobio is the source of this 1509-nucleotide messenger RNA. Its product is annotated as poly(A) polymerase type 3-like. Gene Ontology annotation, molecular function: poly(A) RNA polymerase activity. The record is from RefSeq and is a predicted model, not a curated record. NCBI's taxonomy places the organism in Eukaryota, Metazoa, Chordata, Actinopteri, Perciformes, Bovichtidae. The transcript is spliced from 12 exons. Gene Ontology annotation, cellular component: nucleus.
GCAACUCCAAGCUGCUCUGACAUCACAACAGCGAUUCUUCACGCGGGCCUAGAGAAUGUUUUAAAACAACUGGAGUCCCUCUAUAAGGAGUGCCUCACAGAAAUGUGUGUAGAAAUGAACUUACCUGAAUCGGUAACUGAGAAAGUUGGAGGCAAGAUUGUCCCAUUUGGCUCCUAUCAUCUUGGAGUCCACUCAAAAGGUCCUGAUCUCGACGUCCUCUGUGUUGGAAGAAAACACUUCCAUUCCUUCACUGACAAGCUGAAAGCUCAGAAGGAAGUCAAAGACCUACGGGUCACUGAAAAGGCAUUCGUUCCAGUCAUCAAACUGUCCUAUGAUGGAAUUGAAAUUAACUUAGUCUUUGCCCUAUUGCCACGGAAAAGCAUUCCUGAAAAUAUAGACCGUCUUGAAAACAAAUGGUUGAGGAACAUGGAUGUGCACUGUGUCAGGUGUCUUGUAGGCUACAGAGUUACAGAGGAGAUCCUCAGGCUCGUGCCAAACGUUCGUACCUUCAGACUCGCUUUGAGAACCAUCGAGCUGUGGGCCAAACAGCGUAACAUUUACUCCAACAUGCUGGGCUUCUUGGGCGGUGUAUCAUGGUCCAUACUGGUAGCCGGAAUACGCCAGGUGUACCCCCACGCCACAGCGUCCACCCUUGUGACCAGAUUCUUCAAGGUCUACGCUAUGUGGUGAUGGCCAAUCCCAAUCACGUUGAAGAGAAUAGAGGACCGCUACUUUAAGCUUCCUGUUUGGGAUCCCAGGGUUAAUGUCAGUGACCGCUAUCACCUGAUGCCCAUCAUCACCCCAGCGUACCCGCAGCAGAACUCUGCAUUCAAUGUGUUUGUCUCCACCUUGGCCAUCCUGACAGAGGAGAUACAGCGGGGCCACGCCAUUACUCAAGAAAUACAGAAGAAGAAAGCAGACUGGUCCAAACUAUUUGACACGACAGACUAUUUCAAGAAGUACAAGGACUGCAAGACUUUGGCAUCCCGAAGAAAAAGGUGUACAGCUUCCUGAAAUUCAAAGCUGAAGUUGCGAGUUGCCUUUGCAACGUGAGGAAAGUCUUGAAGAAGAGGGCAGACCAUCACAGAAUGUUGAGACCUGGAUGAGAAGAAGGGCAGAGCCCCUGCCUCUGUGUCAGGUCAACCCUGACCUUUGGCCUCUGUGGGUGGGGAAAAAGGGCCGGUGCAAAUACCCUGUUCGUAAGGGUAUAGGGAAAGUGCAGUGUUCAAAGUGUGUCACUUAUCUAUACUUCACUGCUGAGAAGAACUGCUUCAUGAAUUUCCAUAAGCAGUGAGAUAGUGAGAUAUAAUAUGCUUAAACUCUCGACCCAUUCAUUCCAAUGGGUGGUUCCACAACGGUACAAUGCUGCCUGCAGGCAACAUUCAGACCUGUAAUCUUGUUCAAAUAUUAAAAAUAACUAUUUUCAUAUUUUAAGUGGCAUGCAGUUUUAACCUGUUGAGGCUAUUUAGUAUUUUCCAUGUGUUUUUAAAUAAAUAUUCAAAUUUGAAA